Habropoda laboriosa is the source of this 6525-nucleotide messenger RNA. RefSeq names its product kinesin-like protein KIN-7O. Gene Ontology annotation, cellular component: microtubule. Gene Ontology annotation, biological process: mitotic cell cycle; microtubule-based movement. Gene Ontology annotation, molecular function: microtubule binding; plus-end-directed microtubule motor activity; ATP binding. Bases 82 to 6525 code for a protein of 2147 amino acids. The record is from RefSeq and is a predicted model, not a curated record. NCBI's taxonomy places the organism in Eukaryota, Metazoa, Arthropoda, Insecta, Hymenoptera, Apidae. The transcript has 14 exons.
AAAACGUAAAAUAAUUUAAGAACGCAGUGGCUUCGUACCAAAAUUUUUGCGCUGCUUCGUUCAAAAUAUUAGUAAAGGAAAAUGUCAAGCACUAUCAAAGUGGGAAUCAAAUUGAGACCCUUGUUGGAGCCGGAAAAAGAUGAUAAUUUAUCGUUACAAUGGACCGUACACGGAAGUUCGAUUGUGUCUUUAAGUCCAAAGGAUAACCUACUUAUACGUCUGAUGACGUAUUCUCUCCAAAAAUAUCAUAUUUUUGAUACAAAUGCCACAAAUUCAGAUGUGUUUAACAGUAUUAUAAAACCUAUUGUUGAUGCAGCUAUAGAUGGCUUUAAUGGAACAGUAUUUUGUUGUGGUCAAUGUCAUUCUGGCAAAACAUACACAAUGACAGGUACAUUAGAGGAACCAGGUGUAAUACCACUUACUAUUGAAUACAUAUUUAACAUUAUUUCAAGUACUGUUAAGCGUGAAUUUUUGUUAAGAGUAUCUUAUUUAGAAAUUUGUGAUGAAAAAAUAAAUGACUUAUUAAGUAAGAAUGGAACUGACUUGAAGUUGUAUAAAGAUGACAAUGGACAGACAAUUAUUAAUUGUAAGGAAGAAAUUAUAAACUCUUCAGAUAAUAUGUUAUCUGUAAUGGAAAAAGGAAUAAAAAAUAAAAGACUAUUAGAAAUCAACAGGAAUAAAUUCAUUAGCAGUCACAGCAUAUUUCGAAUUACAAUUGAAAGUCAAGAAGUUGAAGAGGAUUCCAAGAAUGUUGUACAAGUAUCACAAUUAAAUUUAAUAGAUCUUGCUGGUUUAAAAAAAAUUCCUUGCAUAGAUGCUGUUGAAGAACAGCAAUCUGACAUAUCCCCUUUCACUUUAGAAUCAUUAAUUAUACAAGAAACUAAAUUGCAAAAUGUGCAGGAACAUACUGAUUACCAUAGCAGUAAAUUAACAGAAUUGCUACAGUCAUCAUUAAAUGGCAAUGCUUUAACAGCAAUAAUAUGUACAGUCACACCUGUUGCUUUAGAGGAAACAUACAGCACUUUAUUGUGUGCAUCUCAAGCCAAGACUAUUACAACCAAACCACAAAAAAGUGGAGUUAUGUCUGAUUCACCACUUCUAAUACGUUAUGCAAAACAGUUAACUAAACUACAAACAGAAUUAGAGAGAAUAAGAACUGGAAACUCACCUGUAGAGUCUGAAGAAGUAGAAUCAAAUAACUUGAAAAUGAAGUAUCAUAUUUAUCGUUUGCUAGAGGAAUGUAUAAAGUUACUAAAGACUCAAUUUAUUUCUGGAUUUACAAAAAAUUGCGAAGAACAACUUAAAUAUAAAUCUAGAAGAAGACAGAUUUCGUAUAAUCCUGGAACAUUUACACAGUAUUUACCUGUAUGCCAUACUAAAGUUUGUUUGCCAACAAUAAAAGAAAUAUCACCUGAGAAACCAUAUAAAAAGAAAAUUAUGCAAUCAGUGAAUGUUAUAAGUCAAACAUUUGAGGCAGCUUUUACAGACUUUGAAUUAGAGUUGAUCGAUUGUGAAGGGGAUUAUGAAACCAAAGAAAAUAAUACAGAACUGUACAGUGAAAAUGAAUUUAAUGUAGAUUUAAAAAAUGAUAAUUUUUAUCUAACUCCAGAAAAACAAGAUUCUUGUGUACAAACUUUGAGCAAUCAAGCAUCUCCUUCUACACCAAAAAGUGUUUUGCGGAGAUAUAUUUUAGACCUAACAAAGGAUCUGAUCGAACUACGUGAGUUUACAACUUUAGAAAAACAAUUAAUGUGCGAAAAAAGUCACUGUUGCACACAUAAUUUAGAGGAACAAAUUGCACAAGAAUCUACCUGUUUUUGUUUUAAAAAUGACGAAAUUAACGGAUAUUCUUCAAAUUUAAUAGUAAAGUUGGAAGAUGAGAAGGCUAAGUUAGUAGAAAAUUUAACACUAAAAGUUGAAGAAUUAGAUGAAAUAAAGAACGAUGUUCGAAGUCUUAAGAUAGAUGCACAAAAAUUGGAAAGAACUAUUUAUUUAUUAACAAAUGAAAAUAUGGAAAUGACCACUAAAUUAUUGGCUGAAAAAGAACGUUCGAAACAAAUUGAACUUAAUCUUCAAACGUCGAUCGACCAACUUUAUACACGUAUUUCAAAAAUUACAGACGAAAAAAUCAAUCUAGAAAGCGACUUAAGGGUUUUGAAUGGUCAAUUAGAAUCUCUUCGUUCAAAAACCUCAGAAGGAUAUAGCGAUGAGCAAUUAACCUUUAAAUAUCAAAAUGAAAUCGAUGCAUUAAAGACAGAGAAUAUUGAAUUAUCAACUAUAAUUGUAGAAAAAAAUAAAGAACUUGAGAGCAUUAAAGAAAGUAAAUCGCUACUGUAUGAUCAUGAAUGUAUUUACAAGGAUAAGGUUACAUUACUUACGGAAAAAAACGAAUCUUUGGUAACGGAAAACAAUGAACUUUCUACCGACUUAAUAGACAAAAUUGAAGAAAAUGACAUGUUGAAAGAACAAUCCGAUAUCUUAAGAAAUAAAAUAUCUUCAAUAGAAAAUACGAAUUUUGAUAAAAAUGAUGAAGAGCUGUUAAAGACAGAGAACAGUAUGUUGAGAGCCGAAAUUGUUGAAUUAAAAAUGAAAGUAACAAUGCUAUCUGAAGAAAAUGCAAAGUUCUCUCAUAAUUUGUUGGAAACUAUGGAAGAAAUUGAUAAUUCACGCAAUGACAAAUUGAGUAUUAACACGUCGCACUUGUCUGCAGUACCUGAUGACACUAUAAAGAUAACUGAAAUAGCAAAGAACCCAGUACAGGAAGAAAAUCGCGAGGAAUUGGCAAACAGAGUUAUAACGUUACAAGAUCAAGUCAAUCAUUUAUCUCAUUUGAAUAAAAAAUUGAGCGAAUUAAAAUUAUCAUCUUGUAGCCAAUGUACGCAUUUGAAGAACUUAAACGAGAGUCGUAGAGCACUUAAACUCGAGGCGAAACAUUUAAAUCACAAGUUAGAAGAUUUGCAAAAGAAAUUCGAUCGUAAGUGUGCAGAUACCGAAAUAUUAAAACUUAAAGUUAAUCAAGAAUUGAAUUUAAGUUUUGGCGAUACAUCUUUUAACUCCAGUUUUGCAGAUGGAAUGAAUGUAAGCUUUGUAGAAGAAAAAGUUCAAUAUUUGAAUAACGAAUUAGAAGCUUUAAAAGAUAAUCAUGACAAAUUGUCUGCCUUAUAUCAGGAAAAGUGCAAUGAACUUGAAAAAUUUCACGAUGAAGUAGUUGAUACGAAGAACACAGACGAUGAUUGUAAACCAAAGAAACAUGGGCUUAAAAGUGAAACUAGAAUCGAACAAAUUCAAAAAAGUAUCGACCAAGUAAAGGAGGACAUAGAUGAAUUAAAGAAGAAUAGUACGAAUUUUACUUCCUUGCUUAGUAAAUUUAGGACGGAAAAAAGAAGCUUAUUGGACGAAAUCAAUACACUGAAAAGCAUUAAUGAAGAACUACAGCAACAAGUAUCAGAUAGGGAAAUAACAGCAGCAAUAGCCACAGAGAAAGCGCAAAUUCUUGAGAAUGAAUUAAAAAGUAUGAGCAAAGAAAUCGAGCAGUUUUCUGUGAAAGAGAAAAUGAUAUGCAACGAAAAGUUGACGCUAGAAGUAAAAUUAGAAGAUUUGAAAGUUGAGAAAGAAAAUAAAGACACUCUUAUCACUGGAUUACAUCGAACAAUUGACGAUUUAAAUGAAUGCAUUUCAUCACUGAAGAAUGAGUUAGAUUCAAUAACCAAUCAGAAGAAUGAAUUAACCAUUUCAACUGAAACUAUCGAAUAUAAAUAUAAAGACGAACUGGAACUAUUAAGAAAACAAUACAAUGAAGUAGAGAGAGGAAAACAAGAAAGCACCGAAGCAGCAAAACAUGCGACAUUGUGGGCAACAGAAUUAAAGUCAGACGUGGAAAAACUUCAAACAGAUUUAACAAAACAAGAGCAUCUGGAAGAGUUGGAUACUGUCAAAGAAUGCAUGAUGAAGGAAUUGAAGUCACUUAAAUACAAAGUAAAUUCUGUGGAUUUCUUAAACAAAACAGCAGAUGAAAUUUUUAUUAUAUUUUUGCAGACACUCAUGUCAAAGGAGGAAGAAGUAAUUAAAACAAUGAGAGGAUUAUUUGAAAUGGACAAACAAAAGUUAGAAGAUGAAAUACAACAAAGUGCGGAUGUAGAGAAGCGUGUAACAUCAUGGGCUAAAGAAUUAGAAACAGAAAUUGAAAAAUUACAAACAGACUUAAUAAAACAGGAAAAUUUAUGUACACAACAGCAAGAUAGAGUUAAUCAGUUAGAACACAUGUUAAGGGAAAAUAAUUAUGAAAAGGAAACACUUAAAGAAAAAAUGGAUCUGCUACAAGUUGAUUUCACUAAUUUACAAAGUGAAUUUGAUAAACAGUGCAAUGUAGAUAUUCAACAAAAAGAAGAAGCACUAGUUAUUGCUCAAAAACGAGAAAAAGAGGCUCAAGAAGCCUUUGUAAACAAAGAAAUUGAACUUCACUCUGAAAUAAGAUUUGAGAUACAGGUAUAUGAAAAGAAAAUAGAAGAACUAGUUUGUACCAUAGAGAUUUAUAAGACAAAGAAUAUGGAAUUGAAAAGUAACAUUGAAGGUUUCGAAGCUAAUGAGAAACAAUUGAAAAAUAUUAUAGAAACAAUUUCUUCUGAAUUAAAAAUUAACAAGCAAACGAUAGAGAAAAUGACCCAUGAGUUUGAACAACUCACAGAAGCUUUUAAUGAAGUAAAUCAUGAAGUAGAAGAGAAAGUAUCCCAAAUUGAAAAUAUUAAAGCUCUUUUAAAAAAUAAAUGUGACAUGUUAUCCGAAUAUAAAGCUAAACUUGAAACUAUCAUGCCAGAUUAUGAAAUACUACAAAAUCAAGUUAAAGAAAAGAAAGAAAGUAUAGUACGGUACAAAGAAGAGACAGAAAGAUUAAAAAUGGCUAAGGAAAAGGAAAUUGAAAUAAUCAAAGAUCAAUUAAAUUCAGAAGAAAUAAAAAAUGUUGGAUUAAAUAGACAAUUAAAUGAAUUAAAUAACAAAAAUGUAACUUUAGUAGAACAAUUAGAUAAUCUGAAAGAAGAAUACGAAGUAUUGCAACAAGUAAAUGCAAAGUUGGAAAGAAAAAUUAGAAAUAGUACAAGUAAAGUGAAAGCUGAAGCAGAAAUGGAAGAAUUAACAGAUGUGAAUAAGAGAUUACAAAAUAGCUUGGAAGGAGCAAGUAACCGCAUAAUUGAGCUACAAGAUAAUAAAAAUAAAAUUUUAAAAGAAUUAGUUAAUUUGAAAGGUCAAUAUGAAUUACUGUCUCAAGAAAAUGUUGAAAUAAAAAAAUCUUUAUCACUGUACAAAUCGAAACAAACUAUUCCAUGUUUUUCUCAAGGAAAUAGUAAGUAUGAUGCUCUUCUUCAAGAGAAAAAUAAAAUUGCACUAGAAUUAGAAGGUAAAAAAUUAUUGUUAAUCCAAAGGGAUAAAGAGAUUAAAAAACACAUAUAUCAAAUAAAAGAUGUAAUUACCAGAAAGGAAGAACUUGAUAACCAACUAAAAGAUAAAUUAUGUGACCAUCAGACACAAAAUAAAUUAAUUAAUAAAUUAGAGGAAAAAUUAAAAAUAUUAGACGAAGAAAAUAAAAAUAUUAAAAAACAACUUCAAUCAUUUGAAAAAACGGCACAAAUCGAUAAUAAACAGAUAGAAGAUAAAAAAUGGUACAAUGAAGAAAUUUGUUAUAUUUUGAAAAGAGAGAAUUCAAAAGUACAAAAAAAAAUUAACGAAUAUGAGAAUAAAGUGGAAUUAAAAAGCAACAGUAGCGGUUCAAGAUGUGCUAGUCCGGCUUUUGAAAACAACAGAAGAAGGCGCAGUAGAAAUGAGGUGUUUAAUCAAAGGAGGCAAUUGGAAAAUGUAAUGUUGGAUACAGAUGUUAAUGAAAAUGAAGAAACAUGUCAAAUACUAAGAAAAAAAAUUCAAGAAUUAGAAAUACAAUUGGUAUCAAGAAAUGGACAAAUUGCAGCACUAGAGAUGCAAAUCGAGAGUGAAAAUUUCCCUUACCAACAAAAAUGCAAGGAACUUGAAGAACAAAUACUCACAUUGCGAGAAAAAAAUUCCGAACUUAGUUGUGAAGUAAGAAAGCUUCAAAGAACUCUGAACGAUAUCAAUACGUGGGAAUGCGAUACCUGUCGAUGGUGGCGUAUUAAUAAAAGAGAGAAAGCUUGUCAAGCAACUCCUAAUAAUAUGCGAGGACCUCUUAAUUUAAAUAACGGAAUAAUUAAUGAUCGUGUACAAAUUGCAAAACUAGAAAAAGACAAGGCAAUGAUAAAAGAUGUAUGCCGUUCACAAUGUCGACAAAUAAAAGAUUUAGAGGAUAAAGUAAGAGAAUUAGAAGCACAAGCUACAUCAUCCUCAAAACGCAUUGACUUUUUGCAAGAAAAAUCAAAUCAAUAUACUUGCACAAUGCAUUUCGACAAAAAAUUUAAUUUGGAAAAAAACAUAAUACCAGCAAUGAAAGAAAAUGUUCCAGCCAAUAUAUUGAAGCUUACAAAAACUUCAAAUUACAAGAGAAGCAUUUGGAAUAAUUAUUAA